Molecule: messenger RNA, 348 nt
Organism: Phycomyces blakesleeanus NRRL 1555(-)
Lineage: Eukaryota; Fungi; Mucoromycota; Mucoromycetes; Mucorales; Phycomycetaceae
Exons: 3
Coding region: 1-348 (115 amino acids)
Source: RefSeq, a predicted model, not a curated record
AUGACAAACUUAAAAAAGCACAGACUCGUUCUUUUGUGCUUAUUAAUAGAUCCUUAUCAUAGUAAACUCUGGGGAUGUUGUUUAAUUGCUGCAGGUAAGAACAAGAACAAGAACAAAAGCAAGAGCAAGAGCAAGAGCAAGAGCAAGAGCAAGAGCAAGAGCAAGAGCAAGGAUAUUGAUAUUGAUAUUGAUAUUGAUCUUGAUAUUGAUAUUGAUAUUGAUAUUAAUAUGCUUUGUUGUUGUUGUUGUUGUUGUUGUUGUUUUUGUUAUAUUCCUGAGCCACUAUUCAACCUCAACCAGAAUAGGAAUAAGAAUAAGAAUAAGAAUAAGAAUAAGAAAAUAAAAUAA